CCCGGCCACCGAGCUCUUCGCAGCGCCAGCAGUCGCUCGCGGAGAGACUGGGGCUUACAGGGGCAGUAGGGGUCAGCGGAACGAUGGAGAUCAGAACGCCGGAGUGCGGGUGCGAUGGAGGGACUUGAACCCCCAAAUCUGGGGCCCCGGGGGCGAUGGUCUCGAAAAGAGUGUGAUGCCGAGAUUUGACUGUAGAGGGUGGGAACCUUCCAGGUUCUCUAAAGCACUCACCUCACGGUGCUCUGCUCAUCUCCGACGGGGGUUAGUGGCAUCUGCCUCCAAGUGGCUCGUGGAUCCCUUUCUCCUUCCGACUCCAGGCUUGGCUCCGCAGUCCUGUGACCGACUGCUCCGGCUCUGAGCGCCUCCCAGGUCGGGGCCGCGAUCCUGUGUCUCCCCUCUCAGAGCAGUGUGGCCCCGGGGACAUCCAACCUUUGGUGCCUCAGGUUUCUCCCUCAAGUGUUUGGUCGCCUGCGUUGCCGUUCUUCUGUCCAGAGGUCCCUAGCCCGAGUUCCUCCAGCUCUGCCUCCUUAACUCCCUGACCUUGCCUAGGAGGAAGAAGAGAUGACCACUUCCCAGGAACCUGUUACAUUCAAGGAUGUGGCCAUGGACUUCACCGAGGAGGAGUGGGGGCAACUAGACCCUGUACAAAGGGCCCUGUACAAAGAGGUGAUGCUGGAGAUCUAUGGCAACCUGGUCUUAGUGGGCAAGAAACUUUACGACUGUGCUGCAUGUGGGAAGAGCUUCAGUCGGAGCACAGAUCCUCGCUAUCAUCAGAGAAUUCACACCGGAGAGAAACCUUUCAUAUGUGAUACAUGUGACAAAGCCUUUAGUUAUAACACAAACCUUCAUGUUCAUCAGAGAGUCCACACAGGAGAGAAACCUUUUAAGUGUGAGGAGUGUGGCAAGGGCUUCAAUCAGAGCUCCAAUCUUCACAUCCAUAAGAAAGUGCACACCGGAGAGAAACCUUUCAUAUGUGAUACAUGUAGCAAAGCCUUUAGUUAUAACACAAACCUUCGUGUUCAUCAGAGAGUCCACACAGGAGAAAAACCUUUUAAGUGUGGGGAGUGUGUCAAGGGCUUCCAUCAGAGCUCCAAUCUUCGCAUCCAUAAGAAAGUCCACACCGGAGAGAAACUCUACAAAUGUGGUAUGACCGUUAUCAAUCUGUUGCCUCUCGACUCCAAAUCGGCCCUUCAUUACCUGCUCUGCAAUAGUAGGAGAGCCCCUCGAAGCAAUUCUCCUUUGCAGUGAGAACAAUACCGAGCCAUGUCAGUAGAUGGUGCUGGAGGGACACUGCAGGAGGAAGGCGCGUCCCUUCCCUGGCCCAAGGUGCUUCUGUUGGCUUCUCCUCCUCUGACUGAGACUGCUGCCAGAGAUGAAUGCAUGGGGACAUCCUUUGCACAGCCCCAGCUAUGCAUCA
This is a messenger RNA of Leptonychotes weddellii (Weddell seal), 1417 nucleotides long. NCBI's taxonomy places the organism in Eukaryota, Metazoa, Chordata, Mammalia, Carnivora, Phocidae. The record is from RefSeq and is a predicted model, not a curated record.